AUGGAGGAGGCGAUGCAUCAGACGGAAGAUGAAACAUUGCGCGGGGGCACCGUCUCCAAAGUGUGCAAACAGCGAAACCCCUACAGUGUGCUCAAACCCUUCCCCGGGAAGAAGGUGAUGAUGGCCAGGAGGUACGAGAGACCGACCAUGGUGGAGAUCCCGCAGCUGGCCAUUGGCGCUGGAGCAGGAGGAGCUCCCCAUCAGAGUCACCACCACCCGCCGGUUGCCAUAAACACCGGGCAGCAGCAAACAUCACUACCACCAUCAGCACCACCAACAGCAGCAGCAGCAUUACCCUUACCAGAGCGGCGUCCAACAGUAGGCUGGUCCCGGGAGCAGUAUCACAGCAACGUCUACGUUUGCUUCGGCAUCCCCAGUCGCACCUUGGAGCGACCGCUCCAGGACCAUCCUCCCGUCAGGUACAACAACAUAUCCACGAACCAGCCGGCAGCUGAGAGCAGCAACAUCAACCUAAGUGCAGAGAGCCGCUUAAUACUUGAUGCCUUUGCACAGCAAUGCAGUCGAGUCCUGACUCUCCUGAAGGACAAUGGAAAACUUCUAGACACCAACCAUCCUCAAGUUAUUUCGUGUGUAAAAAGGGAGAGUGGAUGUUAUGAUGAGCACACAGGACAGUGCCAACUUGUCAGAGGUGGCCCUGUACAGCCACAAACAGCAGGAAACCCAGAAAUGGAACUGGAGUACGUGCAGAAGAGACAUCAAACCUCAGCCUUGCUGCGGGUAUUUACUGAUUCCCUUCAAAGUUAUCUCCUGGCCGGAAGUCGACCUUCACAGAGUAACGUAGAAGUAAGUGAGUGCAGUCAUGUGACAGAAAUGGAUCCACUUUCCACGUCUCCUACCCACACGUUGGGAGGCUGGACAUCCCCAGCAACGUCAGAGUCCCAUGUGCAUCCGUCGUCUACAUUUCCUGAGGAGGAAGAAGAGGAUGGCUACUGUCAGAGGUGCCAAGAGUUGGAACAGGAAGUAGUUUUACUCCAGCAGGAAAAUGAUGAGCUGAGGAAAACCUUGGAUAACAUUCCAGUGCCCUGCCAGACUGUUCUUGAUUAUUACAAGACUGUCCUUCAGCAUCACAACCAACUCGUUCAACCAGUCUCAGAGGAGCAGCCACCAGAGGGAAACAAACAGUUGUUGACCAACUAUCCAGUCUAUAUCACCAGUAAACAAUGGGACGAGGCUGUCAAUUCAUCUAAAAAAGAUGGCCGUCGACUACUUCGUUACCUCAUUAGAUUUGUGUUCACAACAGAUGAAUUGAAGUAUUCGUGUGGCCUGGGGAAAAGGAAACGAUCAAUGCCACUAGGGGAGCCAGGGCCUGAGCGGCGUCCUCUCGACCCAGUCAAAGUAACCUGUCUCCGAGAAUUCAUCCGGAUGCAUUGCACCUCCAACCCUGAUUGGUGGAUGCCAUCAGAAGAACAAAUUAACAAGGUCUUCAGUGAUGCUGUUGGGCAUGCUCGACAGGGACGUGCUGUGGGUACAUUCCUUGGUGGCAGUGGUCCCUAUUAUGAAGGCUAUGACCAUCAGAUGUCACAGGAUGAAGUGUUCAACAAGGGGUGCCACGAGGGUGCUGGAGACUGAGCCCACACUGUUUGAUGUAACUGCCAGGCUGGUGUAGAAAAUGAAUGUAUAAUACUCCAUGGUUGUAUUGGUGUUGACGCCAACUUGAUAUGAUGCAAAUCAAUUUAAAAUUAGAACAUUUAAUUAAAAUAAGAUUUCCUACAGAAGAGAUACCAAAAGUGACCUCAGAGGUUAACCUACUUUGACUGUGAUUAAUUUGGUAAAUAUCCAUUGUCCUGAACACCUGAAGUGCUAUCCCAGGCUUGGGACUGAGGAAUGUUACUUAUCUGACCAAAUUAAAUAUCAUUCAGCCCAGAUAAGGCUAUAGCAUUCUUUUGAAGUAACACUUGAAAGUAGUUUACUUCACUUAUUUAUUUAUGUGGUCUAAAAGCAACAUAAAAUCAAAAGUAACUGUAGUUGAAAUACAUCAAGGCCAAAUCUCGGGCAUCCAAGCUCUAGUUAACUCAUAAACUAAUAGAAGAGUAUUGUCAUUAAAAUCUGGAGUCUGUCCCAACUCGCUUGUAUUACUGGCAGUAUUUCAGAGAUGUCAAAUUGGGAAUUAGGCUUGUAGUCACAAAGACAUCUUAACUGUGUGGUAAUAUGGUUUACCAAAUGUAAAACUUUGCCCAGUAUCAUCCUGUAAAUUCAAUCCUUGCCACUUUACCAACUUCAUCAUGUAGCAGUUCAGAAAUGUAGCACCCUUGUCAAGGGAAUCAAGUAGAAAUAUGAUAAUUCUACAGCAUGACAAAAGAAACUGAGGCAGGUAAGUAGCAUUCCCUUCAGAAAUGCCUAUCUGCCCAAUUAUCUCAGACACUGGCUUUGGUUAUAUUGCACUUUGUUUGAAUACCUUCUGUCCAUGUAUACAAGUGCAUUUAACAAUGAAUGUUGUGGCAUUGUAUUACUUGUAUUAAAAGUAAUUUUAUUAAGGAAAAUUAAUUUUGAAGGUAGAUAAUUAUUCUAUCCACAGGAGAUGUUAUUUGAGGCA
Messenger RNA from Pristis pectinata (smalltooth sawfish), 2554 nucleotides. Its product is annotated as BEN domain-containing protein 4. Lineage: Eukaryota; Metazoa; Chordata; Chondrichthyes; Rhinopristiformes; Pristidae. The record is from RefSeq and is a predicted model, not a curated record. Gene Ontology annotation, molecular function: DNA binding.